Messenger RNA from Zymoseptoria tritici IPO323, 210 nucleotides. RefSeq lists its product as uncharacterized. Lineage: Eukaryota; Fungi; Ascomycota; Dothideomycetes; Mycosphaerellales; Mycosphaerellaceae. The annotation marks the transcript as partial. The transcript has a single exon. The record is from RefSeq and is a predicted model, not a curated record.
UGUGUCGGCUAUGCUCCUUCGAAGAACCGGCGCUGCCAGAACGCGAUCGCUGUUGCCAAUCGUCAUGAAGUGCAGAAACGGAUACGAGCGCUGCCGAAGCACUUUGGCAACUCCGUCGGUCUCCGCCACGAGCUGUCGGUCAUUGCGUCAAAGGCGCUGUGCAAGCACGAUCAUCAAGAACAGACCGGCGAUAUGGCUGAGCAGUGGUCC